Molecule: messenger RNA, 2169 nt
Organism: Chaetomium strumarium
Lineage: Eukaryota; Fungi; Ascomycota; Sordariomycetes; Sordariales; Chaetomiaceae
Exons: 3
Coding region: 1-2169 (722 amino acids)
Biological process (GO): peptide metabolic process; proteolysis
Cellular component (GO): mitochondrial intermembrane space
Molecular function (GO): metalloendopeptidase activity
Source: RefSeq, a predicted model, not a curated record
AUGGCGAAGUAUGCCAACCCCCCGCAGCCCCCGCCGCUCUUCACGGGCACGAAGGAGAGCAUCGUGGCCGAUUCCAAGGCUCUGUGCGACAAGACUCGCUCGCUGCUGGAUUCCCUCGUUGCCAACAUCAAACCUGCCGAGAACCCUGGCGCUGCCACCUUUGACUCCGUGAUCCGACCGCAGGCCGAGGACGAGAACGUGAGCUCGCUCAGUGCGCGCAUCCUCGGCUUCUACCAAUAUGUCUCUGGGGACAGCGCCCUGCGGGAUGCCAGCACCGAAGCCGAGAAGAUCAUGGAUGAGUUCUCCAUCGAGUGCAGCAUGCGUGAGGACGUGUUCCGCCUGGUCGACGCUGUGUACAAGCAAUCCGGGCUCUCGGACAGCGCCGAGAAAGACAAGGACCGGCUGAUUGACGCUGCUCUGGCCAAGAGCGCUGGACUGGCGGAUGUCGAGAGCGCCCGGCUCCUGGAGAAGGAGAGGAAAAGCUACAUCAGGAACGGCUUAGGAUUGCCAGAGGGCGAGAAGAGAGACCGGUUCAAGGAGAUCAAGAAGCGGCUCAGUCAGAUCCAGAUCGAGUUUCAGAAGAACCUCAAUGAGGAGAACAACGGCCUCUGGUUUACCGAGGAGGAGCUUGAUGGCGUCCCGCAGGACGUGUUGGAUACGCUGGAGAAGGGGACCGGCGAGAAUGAAGGCAAGCUCCGGCUGACUUUCAAGUACCCUGAUCUGUUCCCCACUCUCAAGUUCGCGAACAACCCCGAAACUCGCCGGAGGGUGUUCAUCGAGAACGAAAAUAAGUGUAACCAGAACGUGCCCCUGUUCAAGGAGGCCAUCCUCCUCCGUGACGAGGCUGCCCGUCUUCUGGGCUACGCCGACCACGCCUCGUUCCGUAUCGAGGACAAAAUGGCAAAGACGCCCAAGACGGUGCUGGACUUUCUCGGCGAUCUCAAGACUCGGUUGGCUCCGGGCGGCGUCAAAGAGAUUGAGCACCUUCUGGAGCUGAAGAAGAAGGACCACGAAGCUCGCAAUCUACCUUUUGAUGGCAACUACUAUCUGUGGGACCAUAGGUACUACGAUAGGAUGAUGGUGGAGCAGGAAUACAGCAUCGACGAAAACGCCAUUGCCGAGUACUUUCCGCUCAAGUCGACUGUCGCUGGCAUGUUGCGCAUUUUCGAGGAGUUGUUCGGCUUGGUCUUUGUCGAACUGACCCCCGAGGACCGCAAGCGCAUCUCUCCGACCGGAAAGGCCGAGGAUAUCGCAUGGCACGAGGAUGUUAUCAUCUUCAGUGUGUGGGACGAUGCGAGCGAAGGGGAUGGAUUCGUUGGCUACCUCUACCUGGAUCUUCAUCCCCGUCCUGGCAAGUACGGCCAUGCGGCCAACUUCAGCUUACAACCGGGUUACCUAAAGCCCGAUGGAACCAGACGGUACCCGGCUACCGCCCUUGUCUGCAACUUCAGCAAGCCCACGGACAAGAAGCCGUCGCUUCUCAAGCAUGACGAGGUAGUUACGCUCUUCCACGAGCUGGGCCACGGAAUCCACGACUUGGCAGGUCGCACAAGGUAUGCGCGCUACCACGGGACGGCGACCGUGCGAGACUUUGUCGAGGCGCCCUCUCAGAUGCUCGAGAACUGGUGCUGGACGCCCAGCCAACUCAAGAGCUUGAGCAGCCACUACGAGACGGGCAAGCCCAUCCCGGACGAUCUCAUCGAGAAGUUGAUCGCUACCAAGCACGUCAACGACGCUCUCUUCAACUUGCGCCAGUUGCACUUUGGUCUGUUCGACAUGACCGUCCACACGCCCAAGAGUCACGAGGAGCUGGAGCAGAUGGACGUCAGCAAGCUUUACAACGACCUGCGCGUGCAGAUUUCCCAGAUCAAGGGACCUGAGGCGCUAGGCGAGCCCAGCACAUGGGGCAACGGUCAGGCUACCUUCGGCCACCUAAUUGGCGGCUAUGACGCAGGAUACUAUGGCUACCUCUCCUCGCAGGUCUACUCGACCGACAUGUUCUACACGGUCUUCAAGAGCAACCCAAUGGACCCCGUGCAGGGCCGUCGCUACAGGCACAUGGUGCUGGAGAAGGGCGGGUCGCAGGAUGAAAUGCUUACGCUGGAACAGUUCCUGGGCCGAAAGCCCAGCUCGGAGGCAUUCUACAAGGAGUUGGGGCUUGCGGACUAG